AUGGUAGUUGACAAAUUUCACGCUCGGAAUGUCGGUCCUUACUCCUUGAUUUAUCAGCAACCUCUCAAAGGUAGGGCUCAACUCGGCGGACAAAGGGUGGGGGAAAUGGAGGUUUGGGUUUUGGAGGCUCAUGGAGCAGCUUGGAAUUUAAUGGAAAUGAUGAGUGUAAAAUCGGAUGAUAUUCAUCAACGAAGAUUGGCCCAAAGUGCCUUGAUAUUUGAUGACCGUCAAAUUGACCUUCGAAGCAGUCAAAGCGAAUCCUUUAACCUCUUGCUUCAAUAUUUACGAGGAAUUGAAAUUUCCUUCGCUGACGACAAUUUUAGGAUUGAAAGUAGCAAGACGGUAAAUAUUAGAACUUUUAAACCAGAAUUAGGCGGGCUUUUUGACCCCCGUAUCUUCGGACCUUUCCUUAAUUAUGAAUGUUUUUGUGGAAAAUAUAAAGGCAAAGACAACAAGGGACAAAAAUGUGAACGAUGUGAAGUUUUAAUCGCCGAAAAAAAUAUCCAGCGGUGGCGAAUGGGUCAUAUCUCACUCGACACACCCGUAACUAAUAUUUUACUUUUCAAGGUUUUGUCUACUAAUCUAAGCAAAUUAUUAGAAAUUCCAACUAAAAAGUUAGAAGAUAUAAUUUAUUUUCGAGCUUAUGUUGUGCUUGAUAAUGGAUUAACUAAACUAUUGAAAAAAAAGGAAGUUUGA
Messenger RNA from Funneliformis geosporum, 696 nucleotides. NCBI's taxonomy places the organism in Eukaryota, Fungi, Glomeromycota, Glomeromycetes, Glomerales, Glomeraceae. The record is from the annotation of a GenBank genome assembly.